This is a messenger RNA of Catharus ustulatus (Swainson's thrush), 724 nucleotides long. RefSeq names its product homeobox A6 (gene HOXA6). The record is from RefSeq and is a predicted model, not a curated record. Gene Ontology annotation, biological process: anterior/posterior pattern specification; regulation of transcription by RNA polymerase II. Lineage: Eukaryota; Metazoa; Chordata; Aves; Passeriformes; Turdidae. The transcript has 2 exons. Gene Ontology annotation, cellular component: nucleus. Gene Ontology annotation, molecular function: DNA-binding transcription factor activity, RNA polymerase II-specific; RNA polymerase II cis-regulatory region sequence-specific DNA binding. The coding region runs from base 1 to 696 and encodes 231 amino acids.
AUGAGUUCCUAUUUUGUGAAUCCCACUUUCCCGGGGAGCCUGCCCGGGGGCCAGGACUCCUUCCUCGGGCAGAUCCCCCUGUACCCGGCGGGCUAUGAUGCUCUCAGGCAUUUUCCGGCUUCGUACGGGGCAAGCAGCCUGCAGGACAAGACUUACACCUCACCUUGUUUCUACCAACAGUCCAACACCGUCAUUGCUUGCAGUCGGGCUUCCUAUGAGUACGGAGCCUCUUGUUUUUAUUCGGACAAGGACAUUAGUAGCGCCUCUCCUUCCGGCAGUGGCAAACAGAGGGGGCCCGGGGACUACCUGCACUUUUCUCCCGAUCAACAGUACAAAACCAGCGGCGGGCAAGCCAAAAUUAUAAAUGACGAAGGCACCGACCGGAAGUACACGAGCCCUGUUUACCCCUGGAUGCAGCGGAUGAACUCCUGCGCUGGUACAGUAUAUGGAACACAUGGGAGACGAGGGAGGCAAACUUACACCAGAUACCAAACGCUAGAGUUAGAGAAGGAAUUUCAUUUUAACAGAUACUUAACCCGAAGACGACGUAUUGAGAUUGCAAACGCUCUCUGCCUUACUGAACGCCAGAUUAAAAUAUGGUUUCAAAACAGGCGGAUGAAAUGGAAAAAGGAAAACAAAUUCAUAAAUUCCACACAGCCCAGCAGCGAAGAAACAGAGGAAAAGUCAGGGGAGUAGAACUACGUUUAAUAAACGCUACCAGGCC